ACUGGGUUGUCCUUAAACCAGGCAUUCUUAACCCAGGGACUCUGUACUUAAAUAUUCUUAAUGGAACUGGUAAACAUGGAAGGGAAACAGAAACCACACAAAACAAAGGUAGUACCGCAGAGUAGUAUUCCCCUGGAAGAAAUCAGGAAAGUGUGGACCACCCAGAAAUAGGUCUCCCAUAAUCUUAACCUAUCAAAUUCCUAUGGCAACAAGCUAUCUUAGAUAUCAUUCUUCACUAAUUCUCUCAAUCUAAUCAAACCAGAACUGCUUUUUAGUACAUUCCUUUAACAUGAAUAAACUUAAAACACAUAUUUGAAACAAACUUUUUUCCUAAGUAAAUUCAUGAACAAUCCCUAUGCUCAUUCAUUCUUGAGUCUCCGAAUACAGUCACUUUUUCUGUACUUACCUCAUUCCCACCUAUCUAUUAAUUCACCCAAUAAAAUUUUCCUACAGUUCACAUUUCAUUUAGAAUGUUGCACAGUUUUUUCCCAACUUUGCCCUUGUUUUCAUUUCCACCAUUCACUAGGGUAUAAAAUACAACUAUUACCCACUUACAAAUUCUUACUUUCACAUGCACUCAAAAUAACCUAGAUGGAACCUGUUCAUACUUGCUGACAUACAUUUUAGUCCUUUCAUAAUUAAACCUACACUUUUACUUCCACACAUGUAUUAAUCAGCUCUAUUCCACAAAAUCACACUACUUCAUUGAUCUUUCUUUUAUUUUCACAAAUAUACAGCAUAACUAUUUAUUUCAUUCAUUAAUUCAUGAUCCUUAUCAUGUAUUUCUCUUACAUUUCAGGUUACAAUCUUCCAUGCAGCAGAAUCAUCAAGAGAUAACUCAUAAAUAUUGAUCUACACUGCCCAUGAUUUUGGUCAGCUGAGGCUUUCACAUAAUGCUUUUUAGCAAUAUAAAAAUAGAUUAGAUUACAAGUUAUACCUAUACCACAUGCUGCAUCCUGCUAAUGGUCAGGACACAAGUCUAAACUGACAAUUUGUUUAGAAUGCCACAAAUACAGCCAAAGUCCAAUUUUGUCUGAAGCAUGCUUAUCCAAUUCUAUGCAAACUAGGAUUUCUAAUCUAAAGACUGUCUUGCCAGCCAACAUAUUAUUAUUGCCUGUAUCCUAUAUACUAGGAGGCACGUGGAAUGUACUGACAUAGGAUACUAUAUCUUAUCCUUGUUUUAUUAUAUUUUUUCAUAAUCAUUUAUGCUAUGUCUAUUCAUUCAGGUUCAAAACACAUUUUUUCAUGGUUUAGUAAAUAGUUCUGUGCAAGUUGCACUUCUCACCUGUAACCAUCCUUCUACAUUCUUAUUACUGUUUUAAUUUAUCUAAAAUGGAAUAUAUUUUGUAUUUCUAAACAUUAUAUUCUUGUUAGAAAAUCCAAUCAAUGCAUAAUUUUCUUCACAUCAACUAAAGUAAAAUAGAAAAUGAAAUAUUAGAAAUGGGGGGGGUGAGGGGAAGGCUGUCCACAGAUUUAUAAAGUUAAUACAAAUUGAAUUGUAAUAACUUAUAGAAUGUGAAAAAAAACCUGCUAUUUUCUUUAUUCUGAUUCCUUUUUUGGUUAGUAUAUUGAAAGCCAAAGCUAGAAAUUACUUCAGCUAUUAUUAACUGCUAUAGCGUGGAUACACCUUAUAGGAAUCUAUUUUCAUUUGUUUUGCUUGGCCUCUUAUUGACAGAGAGCACAUUUAGUAUUUUUAACUGGUUAAUACAUUAUGAAAAAAUCAUUAGUAAUUCAAAAUGGUAACGUGAUUAAUCAAAUAAAUCAAAUUCCUCGUACAUUUAAUGACAAAUAAUUCCUAUAGAAUUGGCAGAAAUAUCCAAACUUUAAGGCGAUUAAAACCUUCAGCUUGUGAUAGCACACGUUUCUCGGGACUAGAAAUUCAACAACGGAAUUCCGUAGCCGUUUGUUGUAGGUGACCCAGGAGGAGCGAUCAGGAAGUAGCAACUGAAGAUUACUCGCGAUCUUAGGGCAAAAUGUAGCGAGCAAACGUGUGUUCGUGGUUUUCCAAUCGAGCGAACUGUUUAUCAGAAUAAGGACAUGCCACCGCUUCGGUUUCCUGCGUCCUCUUGCCGCGCCAGGCGCUCAUUUUCUCCGCAGAGGUGGGAAUAAGCGGUCGGUGCGGCGCGCGCUCCCCCCGCGCCCACGUCCUGCGCCUACCCUUGGGGCGCGCGCCCGAAGAGGCGGCGUUUCGGCAACAGCCGGGUAUUUGCGCAUAAGAGACAGGAAGUUCCUCCUGCGGCUUCGUUCUAACCCGCUUCGCUAAGAAGCUUCCGGUUUCACAGUUCGGGUUCUUGGUGGAGGAGGUUGGUGGAGGAGGUAGCUCAGAGGCUUUCCUGGUAGUCUGCUUAUUCAGUCUCUUCUUUUCUCACCUCCAUACCUGGACUAGAGCCCGACGUUCGGCCAAAAGGGAUGAGUUUUAUUAUCCCCCCGUGCCGCUUUUCACAGGUCUUUUUUUGAGGAGCUCUCCAAAGCCGGGGCGAGGGGGGAAUCACUACCGGAUGGAGCUCCCAUCGUGUUUUCUCCCUUCGGCACAAUUCUAAACAUUGAAGCAGUGACUUGUCUCCAAUGUGAGUUGAUUACUGUGGAAGAAUCACAGAUCUGUGAAUUUGGAAUUAGCAACUAGGAACAGUUAGUGAACAACAAGUGUACUACGUUGAAUACAAUGCUGCAGCAAGCAGAGACAAACUGUGACAGCAGAGAAAAUGCAGAUGUACAGAAGGUGGAAGAUUACAUUUCCAGAAACAGAAAGCUGUUGGGGAAAGAGUAUUGUACCCAAGAGUUGCGGGAGGAGACUCCAGGGAGAGAAGAACCCCGUAUUGAUCCACCUGAUGGCCAGCAAGACCCAGAAAAUGAGAAAAACAAAGAGAAAACUUUAGGAAAAGAAGUAUUGUUACUUAUGCAAGCUUUAAACACACUUGCUACUCCAGAAGAAAAGCUAGCAGCACUUUGCAAGAAAUAUGCUGACCUGCUGGAGGAGAGCCGAAAUGUUCAGAGACAAAUGAAGAUGCUGCAGAAGAAACAAGCGCAGGUUGUAAAAGAGAAAGUACACCUCCAGAGUGAACAUAGCAAAGCAAUUCUUGCACGUAGCAAACUGGAAUCUCUGUGUCGAGAGCUACAACGCCAUAAUAAGACUCUGAAGGAAGAAAAUAUGCAACAAGCCCGUGAAGAGGAGGAGAGACGUAAAGAAGCAACAGUACACUUCCAGAUUACGUUAAAUGAAAUUCAGGCACAGCUAGAACAGCAUGGUGUACACAAUGCAAAGCUCCGCCAAGAAAAUAUUGAACUGGGGGAGAAACUGAAGAAACUUGUAGAACAGUAUGCACUCCGAGAAGAACACAUGGAUAAAGUUUUCAAGCAUAAAGAACUGCAACAGCAACUAGUGGAUGCCAAGCUUCAGCAGACAACACAGCUUAUAAAAGAAGCUGAAGAAAAACAUCAGAGGGAAAAGGACUUUCUGUUAAAAGAAGCUACUGAAUCCAGACACAAAUGUGAACAGAUGAAGCAGCAAGAAGCCCAAUUAAAACAGCAGCUUUCUCUUUACAUGGAUAAAUUUGAGGAAUUCCAGACAACUAUGGCAAAGAGUAAUGAACUUUUCACAACCUUCAGACAAGAAAUGGAAAAGAUGACCAAAAAGAUUAAAAAACUGGAAAAAGAAAUAAUAGUGUGGCGUACAAAAUGGGAAAACAACAACAAGGCCCUCCUACAAAUGGCUGAAGAAAAGACAGUUAAGGACAAAGAAUACAAAGGUUUCCAAAUAAAACUGGAGCGUUUGGAAAAGCUAUGUAGAGCUCUUCAAACAGAAAGAAAUGAGUUGAAUGAGAAGGUGGAAAUUCUUAAAGAACAGGUUUCUUCAAGAGAAGCAGAUGUUGAUCUAGCUGUACCUAUAUUGCAAUCGUGCAUGCUCAACUCUCAUGAGAAGCUGGAGAUUUCUACGAAUAAAGAGCAAGAAGGAAUCCAACCAGGUGUUGAAACAAGAGUGGCAAACGAAAGUUCUGAAAAAACUGUCAGUUUGGUUUCCAUUCCUACCACAGAUUUUGUUGACUAAAAUGUAAACACUGUAUUAAGAGAUAUAUUUUGUGUAUAACUUUAACUGGUGGUGGUAACUAUUAGUUUUGUGGUGAAAAUUUUCUUACUUUUUCUACCAUAUCUGUAUUUUCUUAGAACAGAACAGAAUUUGCCUGGUACAGGAAGCUGCAUAGCAGCUAUUGAAUAGCUUAUCUAUAAAAAAAUCCACAACUGUAUUGCACAUUUGCCUUUUUUUAUACAAAAAAAAAUCAUUAAGGAUGCAUGCAGUGUUUUUCUUCUUGCCCAGUAACACAUUACCGUGUCAUAGAAGACCCACAUGCAGAUUUGUCAUCAUGUUAAAGGAACAGCUUUGAUCAGUGCUGCAGACUGAGCUUAAAUCUGUGUAGUAUAUUAAGGUUUUAAAACUGAGGUGAAAUUAUCAAAUAGUACAGCAAAAUACAAUUUGGCAGGUGACUGGCCAUACUGAUAUGAAAAAGCUGAAAAAUCUUACAGGGUUUAGUGUAGCUGCUAACUUGCCUACAGCUAUUAUAUAACUUUGCAACUGGAAAAACAGGGUGUACAAUUCAUAUUUCUCAGGAUUGUCUGAUAGUCAAUAUAAAUUAAGUAACUGUUGCCCUUCUUAUUAAAUUGAAGGAACUAAGGCAGAAAACAAGCAUUCAUAUUUUGUCUAAAUAGCCACUAACUUAAAUCCAGAUGUACUUUGAAUGCACUGCUGUUGUCGUAAUGAUUUUUUUUUUAAUGAGCUGUAAUCUAAAAAUUGCUCUCAUGCAUAGUUGCAGCUUAUAAAAUGCAACAAGAUUUUGGUUAGUGGUUACUAGAUAAAAAAUAUAUACCUUUGGGUUUGUUUUGUUUUGUUUUGGGGGGCAAUUAUUUCAUUCGGUUUGGUGCCUACUUAUUAUGUGAGCAUGUAUAAAAUGCAUCAUUACUGAAAAUGAACAACACUAUCAGUACAGGAAAUCCUAAGGUGUAUAUUUCACAGGAUACACAUUCUUAUAAAAACUGGUCUGUCCAUGAUAAAGUGUACAAAUUAUAUAGAUAAUUUAUCUAAUUCAAAAUACAAGAAGAAUAUUCUGGUCUUCUCAACUCUUACUUUUGUAAAAUGAACUGUCUUACUAGACAAAACAUAUACAUAAACAGAAGUGCCUUCUGAUAUCUAAGUUACUUUGAAUUUGGCACUUCAGUAUUUAUGUUGCUAACAAAUGCACAACGUACAAGGCUCCACUUUUUAAUUUGUUUUACUGUUUUUUGUACUGUGGUUAGAAUUAUGAAUGUAGGGUCAGUUGCAAAGGUUUAGGUAUCUCCCAUAAUCUGAUUUAAAAAAAAAAAACAGGGACCAAAAGAGUACUGCUAGGUUACAUGCUGCUGUUAACUCUGCCUACAUAUAUCAGCUUUCUAGUUGUUGCUAUUUGCGGCAAUGUAAAAAAUACCGAAUUCUGGUACCUAGUUUGGAUUCAUUUUCCUGAAGCUUUUCUUAUUUAAGCACACUAUUGAUAAAUUCUCUUUAUCUACCUGUAUACUCUUCUUACAGUUUAGUUGCAAAUUACUUGAAUUUAAGGCUUUACUGAUGUCCUAUCCUUACCUAGUACAAUAUACAGUGUGAAAUAUCCUAAUAGAAACAAAGAUUGAAGAAAACCUUUAGGAUAUUAAUUCAUACCUUUGAGAAAAAUCAAUUGACAUUAUUAGUGGACUUGGCAAGUCAUGAAUUGGAAACUGGAACUUGUAUUCUAGUUCUUAAAAUGAUUUUGCAUUCUCUUUUGUAUGAAUUCCAAGUUCUGUAAGGUAAAUGGUGUAUAGUGGAAAAUACAAAGCCCAAUUAUGCUGUCAUAAGCAUAAUGGAUACUAGAGAACCUUUCAUCAAACAAAUAUACAGCUAGAAGUGCAAACACUUUCAGCUUGUAGAAGAGCGAAAAUCAACUGAGAAAUUGGAUAGUGGAACACAUGCAUGUUGAAAGUAAAAAUUGCAAAGACAUUCCCUUCUAGGUACGGUACUUGGAUUAGUUUUACCUAUAGCCACAACUGGCCAGAUGCUUACUCUUAUUUGUAGGCAAGAGGAGUAUUUUUUUUUAAUCUGUUGCAAUUAUAGAUAUAGAAAAUAAACGUAUUGAAAUAAUGACAGCUUUUCAGAAGGCUUGCUCAUGCAAUUCUUCUCCAUCUUUUUCUUAAGUCUAAAUGAUGGUUUUGUUUAAAGUCUCGAGACAUUCCAUGCAUUGAGCAAUAGAGGGCUAGUAGAGAGGACAAGCUCAUUACUUGUCUCUUGCCAUAUAGUGGGAUACUGCACUGCCAUUUUUCUGCUGAUUUGUUCAAUGUACUUUAAUUGUACAGCUCAUGCUUAUUACAGGCAGCUAGCUGUGUGUAAAUUGAUAAUCAUGUGCUUAUAAAAAAAGAAAGCUAUUGCUUAUACCGUCCACUACUCCAUACCUCCAGUUGAUUUGCAUCCAAUGUGUUCAGUAUAGGGGGUGCACAAUUUUUACUAUUGUGUAACUUGGGCUUCAGAUACUCAGUAAAUAGUUAAGCCCUAGAAUCAUUUAGAACACAAAUAAAUACAUGCACAUUUUAGGGCUGUAUCUUUCUAAUCCAUUCUUUUCUUACACCUGGUUUUGUUGCAGUUCAAUUCUCAGGUGUUGCAGAAAAUCUACCUCUUCAGACCAUAGAUGGAAAUAACUGUGAAAAGUGAUGCAGAACUUUAGUUUGUGCUGAACACUGCUUUAUUAUUGCAACCCAUACCCAUGAAAAAUGCUGACUAAAUAGGCAGUCUUGGUUUUUGCUUUUCAGGAACAUUUUGUAGAAAUUUUUCACUAAUGUGAAACCGAAAUUUUAUCUACUCCGUUCUGUAUAGAUUAAGUAAAUAUGU
Python bivittatus (Burmese python) is the source of this 6877-nucleotide messenger RNA. It is a transcript of the gene TXLNG, whose product is annotated as taxilin gamma. Gene Ontology annotation, molecular function: syntaxin binding. NCBI's taxonomy places the organism in Eukaryota, Metazoa, Chordata, Lepidosauria, Squamata, Pythonidae. Gene Ontology annotation, biological process: regulation of cell cycle. The record is from RefSeq and is a predicted model, not a curated record.